CUCAGACCUUCAUCAAAACAGGGUAUCGCUGGUACCCUCAAGACAUCAUCUCUCCGAGUAACAUCCUCUGUUCGGUGGUAGCUAUGGUGCCUCAACUGUCUGCAACUCGGCGUCGCCGCGCACAUCCCUUCCUCCUCACCCCCACCGCUCCCAUCGCUAUCCCCAACUCCCACCGACGCAUCGUAGAGCAGCCCCUGUCACCUAUCCGCUGUAACUCUGCUAUGGAUGAUCAACUCGUGUUUGCCAUGUCGCCCGACUGCACUUCGCCUGCCCUUCCCAACCGGUACAUCCGGGCCAGGAAGGACACCGCAACAUCCCACAUGAGCAGCCGAGCCCAUGCGUUCGACUGGAACAUCACCGGGACGGAGAACAAGCCCGUGGAAUACACUCCAGCGCGUCCGGCGCAACCUCCCCUCACUCCGGCGCAAAAGCUUGCAGCAGAGUACCGAGCCUCUGCAGCCGCGAAGAAACCUGCGGCGCGUCCUCGGGCGUUCACGCAGCUGUCCACGAACCCACAGCUACCCUCACCCGCAUCGUCCGUCGGCUCUGCAGACUUCUCCCCCGAAGAGAUGUCGGCUUCGCCAGCCGCAUCGCCUGUUGUCCCUGCCUUCGGCCUCACGUGCACCAUUGAUGAGAAGCACGAACGGUCUACGUCUUCCGAGAGGCGGGGGAACAAGCACCGCCCUCGCCCUCCGCCGACCCUGCGCUGGAAGACGACGCCGCAGCUCGCGCGGUUCAUCGCUGCCAGCGGAGCGGGCGCUCAACUCUCGACCAAUGCGGUGUCCGGAUCCCUCGUGACUCCGCCGCUCACAGCCUGGCCGUCGUCGGUGCUUUUGGACUCGGACCUCAUGGACACUACUCUGGUGGAAGACGCUCCGGAGAAGGAUGCCCAUGACCUGUCCGAUCAAGAGCCGCAGUCGAGUCUCAAGCGUGUUCAGAGCGAUCUGCAGAAGUACCUGUUCACCAUGACUGCCUUCAGCAAGGCCGAUUCGCCCGAACGGGGCAGGCGCAGGGAGAGAACCCCGGCUCGUUGAAAAAAAGACGCUAAAGUCAACAGAUACACGUUUCGCCACGCAUAUAAUCUCCCCACGGACGUUCAAGUGCAUCCAUUGACUCUGUCUUCUCAUGACCUGCGGCAUCACGACAUUCUUCGGUCGCAACAACUCAUCUUCAGAUUCUUCCAUCACGUCUCAUGCCUUUUCCCCUGGAUCAUCCUAACCUAUUCAACUCUAAUCAAAUCCCAUGUCGCCUUCAUCUUUCCAAAGCACUCAUCGACGUCCGGCCGUCGCGAAAAGCUCUCGAGGAGCAUUCCUGUUGCAUAUUCAUCAACACCUCUCGCAUUCGCAUUCUCGCACAUGUCGCUCAUGGACGUUUGAACCCCCCUUCGACCUUCGACCUCGCAUAUAUUCGCUUUCUUGCGGGCAGAUGUCCCUUUCGUUUCGUAUAGACGCCUCUUCUCUUCCCCAUCUCAUCUCAUGCCAAAAUCAAGCAUCGCAUCGUCCACUGUCUUCACAUCUCCAGCAUCAAU
Molecule: messenger RNA, 1528 nt
Organism: Punctularia strigosozonata HHB-11173 SS5
Lineage: Eukaryota; Fungi; Basidiomycota; Agaricomycetes; Corticiales; Punctulariaceae
Exons: 2
Coding region: 84-1034 (316 amino acids)
Source: RefSeq, a predicted model, not a curated record